This is a messenger RNA of Gossypium arboreum, 564 nucleotides long. RefSeq lists its product as uncharacterized. Bases 1 to 564 code for a protein of 187 amino acids. The record is from RefSeq and is a predicted model, not a curated record. The transcript has a single exon. Lineage: Eukaryota; Viridiplantae; Streptophyta; Magnoliopsida; Malvales; Malvaceae.
AUGUGGCAAAUGUUUGGUGGCAUUGUAGCCACUGGAGAGAAUGCAUGGGCACCUUCGUCUGGUAUUCUUCCAAGUGGGGUUCCUAUGGGAGAUAAUACACUUAAUGAGAGAUUCGGUGAUUCAGAUGAACAUAGUAAUAAGAAUGAAGGUAUUUGUCUUAAUGAGGUACUAUCAAACCCUUCUCAAGAAAUUCCUAAUCAAAGAAAGCAAACACUUGGGGUUGUACACGAUAAAGGAAAAAAAUCAAGUUCAAGUAGAAAAUCAUCAAGAAAUACAUUAACUACUCAGAUUGAGAAAUCGUGUGACAGUAUGGCUAGUCCAAGGAAGUCAGUGAAUGAAAUUAUUUUUCCUCACUCUCAAUAUACUAUUUCAAAUGCAAUGGAUGCUUUGCAUGCUUUGGGAGAUGAAAUUCCAAAAAAAGAUGAACUGUACUAUUUUGCCAUCAAAAUGUUCCAAAUACCGGUGAAACGAGAAGUGUUUUUGAACUUAGAUCUAGAUGUUAGGGUUUGGUGGCUUCGACGUGAGUGUGCAAACAAAAUCCUAUUACAUCAUUUUCAUCCUUGA